Molecule: messenger RNA, 743 nt
Organism: Zophobas morio
Lineage: Eukaryota; Metazoa; Arthropoda; Insecta; Coleoptera; Tenebrionidae
Product: B1 protein-like
Exons: 2
Coding region: 64-438 (124 amino acids)
Molecular function (GO): odorant binding
Source: RefSeq, a predicted model, not a curated record
CCUUAUCACAUCUCAAAACCGCAUACAUAACGCAUUCGUGCAAAAUAUUUUCACUAAUCCACAAUGAAUUUUUCCGCACUUCUUUUCGUUUCGCUCUUCGUGUACGCUCAGUGCUACCCACACGAAGAGGCCAUCGACGCCUGUGAGCAAAAAUCAGGGGUUACUAAAGAAAUCCUACAGGGUCUUAAAGCAGGAAAAUACGAUAACCCAAAACUAGCGGCCUAUUUGUUGUGUGCUCAUAAGGUGAUUGGGUUUCAAAAUGAAGCAGGGGAGUUACAGGCCGACAAAAUCAAAGACCAUUUGAAGAAAACGUCUCACACUCAGGAGCAAAUAGAACGGUUGGAACAGCUGUGUCUGCACAAUAAGGAGACUCCAGAAAAAACGGCUGCAGAGUUUACAAAGUGUAGCAAUAUUUGUUUACAUGGAAACGCAAACUGAGAAAAGCGAUACCGGAAAAUGUUUAUUAUUUAGUUUUAAUAAAUAAGUAAAACAUGUAAUGUUAUUAACUGUCAAUCAUAUUUGUUUAUCUCGUGAAAUUAAUUAACAUAACAUAAAAUCGAACAAGUUGAGCUGAAAUUAUGUAUUUUCAAAGCGUGUGAUGGCCAAUAUUUUUUUGUUAUUGCUUUUAUGAAUUGAUCACAAGUUUAUAGUCCUUUGUUGAACGAUAAAUGGGUCUUGAAACAUAUUUUGAGUGACUGAUGUAUUUUAUGGUGGACAUGCGUAAUAAAACAUAAUUUGUUGCA